Messenger RNA from Pangasianodon hypophthalmus (striped catfish), 1319 nucleotides. RefSeq names its product E3 SUMO-protein ligase ZBED1-like. Gene Ontology annotation, molecular function: protein dimerization activity. The coding region runs from base 182 to 1294 and encodes 370 amino acids. The transcript has 2 exons. The record is from RefSeq and is a predicted model, not a curated record. NCBI's taxonomy places the organism in Eukaryota, Metazoa, Chordata, Actinopteri, Siluriformes, Pangasiidae.
ACAGCACGCAGGCACUCACCAAGCUGAGAAGCUCCAAGAGGCAGUAGCAGAGUGGAAACUUAAGCCUGUUGCAGUGACCACUGACAAUGCAAGAAACAUUGUUAAUGCUGUCAGUGAUGCAGGAUUGGGUCCACAUAUUGGAUGUUUUGCCCAUACAUUGAACCUGGCAUCACAGAAAGGAAUGGCAGUCAGCCAGGUAUCUCGACUGCUGGGAAAAAGAAGAAAAACUGUUGGCUUUUUCCACCGCAGCUCAGUGGCUGUCCAUAUAUUGGAGACAACGCAGAAGAUGCUUAACUUGCCAAAACAUUGUUUAAUACACAACGUGCCCACACGCUGGAACUCCAGCUAUGAGAUGGUUGAGUGGUAUCUUGAACAGAAAUCUGCUGUUUACUCAGCUCUAACAGAAAGAGCCCAUAAAAAUAAGGAUAUUGCCAAUCUGACUGACCAUGAGCUGAGCAUCGCAGAGAGUGGGAUUGAGAUUAUGAAGCCUCUGAAGAUGGUCCCAACAAUACUGAGCACUGAAACAACACCUUCAGUUUCCAUGAUCUUACCAUUAAAAAACAUGAUCUUGGAAUCCAUGAAACAAAAUGAUGAUGAUACUCCCACUGCCAGGGAAAUCAAGCAAGCCAUCAGUGAAAAUCUGCAAACGAGGUAUUUUGCAGAUCCUGGUCUUGAGGACUUCCUUAACAAGUGCACUGCACUUCAUCCGCAUUUCAAGACACUUCCUCAUCUUGAUCCAGCCUAUCAACACAGAAUCUAUGAAGAUACCCUCAUCACAGAAGUUCUGAGCACAGCACAACAGGCUGAGACCAGAGAGACUACAGAGGCCAGUCCAUCAACUUCAUCAGAGCCCAAUCCAUCAACUUCAUCAGAGCCCAGUCCGUCAACUUCAUCAGAGCCCAGUCCAUCGGCAGUGACAGCAGAGUCAGAGGCAGCACCUUUCCCUCCAACCAAGAGGUCAGCCAUGGCAGAAAUUUUUGGCCUACUCUUCAAAACUGUUAAAAAGUACCAGCCUGAUUUGCAGCAGCAGUUGAAGGAUGAAGUGUACGCCUACAUGGCAAAGGAGUGCAUUUCAGUUGAUUCCAACCCACUUGCCUGGUGGAAGGCUCAAGAGUCUGUAUAUCCAAAUCUAGCCAAGCUGGCAAAGCGUUACCUGGCAAUACCUGCAAACUCAGUUCCAAGCGAGAGGGUUUUCUCAAUGGCAGGUGACAUUGUUACCGCCACACGAUCUUCACUCACUACUGAAAAUGUGGACAAACUGAUAUUUUUUAAGAAAAACUUGAAAAUAGAAUAAAUCUGAAGCCUUUUAUUUUGAUGCC